CCAAUGCACGGGUUCCUCAGCCGCUGGCUCAGCGGGGCAGUGUCCGGCCCCGCCACCGGUUCUAGCGUUUGGGCAGGAAUAGAAGAUGAACAAACCCAUAACGCCAUCAACAUAUGUGCGCUGCCUCAAUGUUGGACUAAUUAGGAAGCUGUCAGAUUUUAUUGAUCCUCAAGAAGGAUGGAAGAAGUUAGCAGUAGCUAUUAAAAAACCAUCUGGUGAUGAUAGAUAUAAUCAGUUUCACAUAAGGAGAUUUGAAGCAUUACUUCAAACUGGAAAAAGUCCCACUGGUGAAUUACUGUUUGACUGGGGCACCACAAAUUGCACUGUUGGCGAUCUUGUGGACCUUUUGAUCCAAAAUGAGUUUUUUGCCCCUGCGAGUCUUUUGCUACCAGAUGCUGUUCCCAAAACUGUUAAUACACUACCUUGUACAGAAGCUGUAACAGUUGAGGAGAAUCAGAGGCCUCUCUAUGACAUAGACAAAACAUCUGUGAUACCUGAGUGGAAUCCUGAACAAACGUUUAGCCCACCCGACUCUUCAAGUCCAGGAAGUUUAGAAGUUAGCGAUACACGUUUUCACAGUUUUUCAUUUUAUGAACUGAAAGAUGUCACCAAUAACUUUGAUGAACGACCCAUUUCUGUUGGUGGUAACAAAAUGGGAGAGGGUGGAUUUGGAGUUGUUUAUAAAGGCUAUGUGAACAACAGAACUGUGGCAGUGAAGAGACUUACAACAAUGGUUGACAUUAGUACUGAAGAACUGAGGCAACAGUUUGAUCAAGAAAUAAAAGUAAUGGCAAAGUGCCAACAUGAAAAUUUAGUAGAACUGCUUGGUUUCUCAAGUGAUGGAGAUGACCUCUGCUUAGUAUAUGUUUACAUGCCUAAUGGUUCAUUGCUAGACAGACUGUCUUGUUUGGAUGAUACUCCACCACUUUCUUGGCACAUGAGAUGCAGGAUUGCUCAGGGAGCAGCUGAUGGUAUCAGUUUUUUACAUGAAAACCAUCAAAUUCAUAGAGAUAUUAAAAGUGCAAAUAUCUUACUAGAUGAAGACUUUACAGCCAAAAUAUCUGACUUUGGGCUUGCACGGGCUUCUGAGAAGUUUUCGCAGACAGUCAUGACUAGCAGAAUUGUGGGAACAACAGCUUAUAUGGCACCUGAAGCUUUGCGAGGAGAAAUAACACCCAAAUCUGACAUCUACAGCUUUGGUGUUGUUUUAUUAGAAAUAAUAACUGGACUUCCAGCUGUGGAUGAACAUCGGGAACCUCAAUUAUUGCUAGAUAUUAAAGAAGAAAUUGAAGAUGAAGAAAAGACAAUUGAAGAUUAUAUUGAUAGGAAGAUGAAUGACAUUGAUUUCACUUCCAUUGAAACUAUGUAUUCUGUUGCCAGUCAAUGUCUGCAUGAAAAGAAAAACAAGAGACCAGACAUUAAGAAGGUCCAACAGCUGCUACAAGAAAUGACGACUUCUUGAAACUUUAGUAGAAUAGACACUUGGCUUUUUAUACACAGCUACCAAAACAAUUUUUUAGACUAAAUUUUUUGGUAAGCAUUCCUUUUUACCUCUAAGAAGGCAGCAUGGUGCAAUACAGUGGUUAUUAAAGCUUAUGUAGCACCCCAAACUUAGGGAACAAACAAAAGUAGAGCUGCCAUGUCAAUGCUUAGCCCUACUUUCUUAGUGUCACCCUUAGCUCUUGCAGUAAUCCCUGAGACAUCUUCUUGGAAACCUCAUCAGACACAUUUUGAAAGUUUGUAGAUUAGCAAAACAGAGAACUGGACUGUAGAAUGAAAGACCCUGGGCUGAAGCUCAACUCCACUACUAGUUUUCUGUAAAGCUGUGGGCAAUCUCUUAGCUGCUUUGAGCCUUGGUUUUUUUACCUGUAACAUUAGAUUAAUAAUUCCUACUGUGCCUCUCUGGCAUAGUCAUGAAUAUCAAGAGAUGCAGAAUGUUUACAAGUACUUUGUACCUUAUAAAGUGAUAUAAGAUUUAAGGUUUAUAUAGAUGAUUAUAAAAUUUUAUUACAGUCAUUUGUUUAUAGGGUCAUGUGCCUGCCAUGAUUUGUCCAUAAUUAGAUUAAUGUUGUGUGGCAAAGUUGAUAGAAUUUUGCAGAUGGAGUUAAGGUUCCUAAUCAGCUGACUCUGAGUUAUCAACAGGGAGACUGUGCUGGGUGGGCUUGAUUUAAUAAGGUGGGCUCUUACAAGAUGUCUGAGAGAUCCUUCUGUGGGCCUUAAUAAAGAAGGAAGCUACCAUGUUGUAAAAAGACCACAUUGGCUAAGACCUAAGGGCAGCCUCCAGGAGAUGAGUUACUUUCUGGCUGUCAGCGAGCAAGACAAACUGGGUCCUCAGAUAUAUAACCACAAGAAACUGAAUUCUUCCAACAGCUUAAAUUAGUUUAGGAGAGUACUCCAGACUUCAGAUGAUACCAUAGCUCCGGCUGACACCUAAAUUUUGGCCUUGUGAGAAUCUCAGUAGUGAAUCUAGCUGAGCUCUGCCUGGACUUCUGAUACACAGGACUGUGACAUAA
Messenger RNA from Pteronotus mesoamericanus, 2513 nucleotides. It is a transcript of the gene IRAK4, whose product is annotated as interleukin 1 receptor associated kinase 4. The transcript has 12 exons. The record is from RefSeq and is a predicted model, not a curated record. Gene Ontology annotation, molecular function: ATP binding; protein serine/threonine kinase activity; magnesium ion binding. Gene Ontology annotation, biological process: protein phosphorylation; signal transduction. Bases 86 to 1462 code for a protein of 458 amino acids. NCBI's taxonomy places the organism in Eukaryota, Metazoa, Chordata, Mammalia, Chiroptera, Mormoopidae.